UGAGGUUACUCAUGCAAACAUUCCUCUGAAACGCGCUUCAAGCCCCUCUAUAUAAGAAAGGAUGACAGGAGAGACAAGAAAGAAGAAACAAAGAGAAAAUUAGAGCAGGUACCGAGUAAAGAGGAGGUUGGAUUGAAAGCAUGAAUUCUUCUAGGAAGCGAAAGAAAGCAGCUCUGUAUGAACAACUUCGGGCUGCCACCAAUUCCACUGCUAUGAACAAAGCUUCAAUUAUAGUUGAUGCAUCCAAAUACAUCCAGGAGUUGAAGCAGAAAGUGGACACACUCAACCAAGACGUUGGAACUUCGCAAAAUUCAUCGUCACCUGCGGUUACUGUGGAAACCCUAGAAAGGGGUUUUCUUAUUAGUGUCUUGUCAGAAAAGAACUGCCCAGGUUUGCUCGUUUCCAUUCUAGAAGCCUUUGAAGACCUGGGCCUUGAUGUUCUCGAUGCUAGGGUUUCUUGUGCAGACAGUUUCCAACUGGAAGCGGUUGGAGGAGAAAACCAAGGAGAGGCUGAUAGCAUAGAUGCACAGGUGGUGAAACAAGCGGUGUUGCAAGCUAUUCAGAACUGGAGCCAGAGCAACUAGCAAGCUAGUGAGCAAAGAUUAAUUGUUCUCAGCGAUGCUAUCGCAUACUUGUAUCAUCUUUCUGUUUCGCCUACUUAGCUUUUACCCCUUUCUUUCUUUCUGCUUUGUCCUAGCUAGCUAAGCUGCUGGAACUGUUCAAGUCGAUCUUCUACAAUAAAUCAAAGCUAGCUAGACCUGAGCUGCUGAGUAGUACAAAAGUACAAAUAGCUCAAGCAGACAUUAGCAAUGAAAGAGAACGUACUAAACUGUUGAGAAAAAAUUACUACUGCUCCAUUUUCA
Molecule: messenger RNA, 863 nt
Organism: Rosa rugosa (rugosa rose)
Lineage: Eukaryota; Viridiplantae; Streptophyta; Magnoliopsida; Rosales; Rosaceae
Exons: 4
Coding region: 141-584 (147 amino acids)
Biological process (GO): regulation of DNA-templated transcription
Cellular component (GO): nucleus
Molecular function (GO): DNA-binding transcription factor activity; sequence-specific DNA binding; protein dimerization activity
Source: RefSeq, a predicted model, not a curated record